This is a messenger RNA of Chlorella variabilis, 2289 nucleotides long. RefSeq lists its product as hypothetical. The transcript is spliced from 7 exons. The coding region runs from base 1 to 2289 and encodes 762 amino acids. Lineage: Eukaryota; Viridiplantae; Chlorophyta; Trebouxiophyceae; Chlorellales; Chlorellaceae. Gene Ontology annotation, molecular function: protein binding. The record is from RefSeq and is a predicted model, not a curated record.
AUGCUUCCGCGAAGCCGCCGCCAGGCCCAGCAGCAGCUGCAGGGCCAGCACGCUCCCGCCACGAUCGGCUCGCUGAGCGACGACCUGCUGGCCAAAUGCUUCGCCCUGAUCGGGCAGAAGGACCUGCUGUCCAGGGCGGCGCUGGUGUGCCGCCGCUGGCGUGCGGUCAGCGCCAGGACUGAGCUGCUGCGGGAGGUGGCGUUCUAUGGCAGUGCCAGUGAGGGAUCCGCCACGGUACAGCGCGCCCCCUCGCUGCUGCUGUGGAUGCAGCGGCACGGCCAGGGCGUGCGCAGCCUUGACCUGGGCCUCGGAAUCCGUGACACGCGCGGCACUGAUGAGGAGAUGGAGGUCGUGUCCCUGCUAGACGGCUGUAUCACCGUCUGUGCCGGCAGCCUGGAGCGCCUGACGCUGUGCCUAUUCGGCCACAGCUACACGCUUGGGGCCUGGACAGCCAUAGCGCAUCGCCUGGAAGAGCUGACGCUCGACAUGGAGAUCUGCACGGUCUGGGCCACCCUGGAGCACCUGACCUCCCUGCAGCGCCUGCAUCUCGACGCUGUGGAGUGGCAGCUGGGCACCACCAUGGCCCUGCCCGCCUCGCUCACCCGCCUGUGCAUCUCAAACCACGACGCAGAGGAGCCGCCCUCCCAAUGGCAGGUGGCCACUCUCGCCAACUUGCGCAGCCUCCAGUUUUCCAGGGUUGGCUACCACUCAGCCAGCAUGACCUCCCUGCGCCAGCUCACCUCGCUGCGCCACGCAGCAUUUUCGCAUUGCCACCUGCCAGACAGCCUGUCGGAGCUGACUCAGCUGGAGGUGCUGGAGGUUCGCAGUCCCGAGGGCCCAGCCGAUGCUGUGGCAUCCAGCCUGGGCGGUGCGCUGCAGCAUUUGACACAGCUGACGGGGCUGUGGCUUGACGACAUGCCCGCAGCGGCCGUGGGCCUGGCAUCGUUGGCGCCGCUGGGCCGCCUGCAGUGGCUGUACCUGGGGCUGCGGGACCCAGCAGAUGAAGCAGAGGCUGCUCUGCUGCGUGGCUCAGCACUGCCGCUGGGCCCCUGGCAGCGCAGCCUGCGGCGCCUGGCCACAUCCUUUCAGCUUGCGCAGCAGAGCCUGCCGUUUUUGGCUGGAGCGGAGCAGCUGGAGCACCUCGCUUUCUUCCAGCCUCCAGCAAGGCAGCACGGCAGAUCAGCAGAGUGGCGCGCCUUCUGGCAGUGGGCGGGAGAGCAUGCGCCCCAUCCAGUCACUACCCCUGCACCUGCCCAAGGCCAGGAGCCCGCGGCCGCCACGAUCGGCUCGCUGAGCGACGACCUGCUGGCCGCGUGCUUCUCUUUGCUGGAGCAGGCGGAUCUGCUCUCCAGGGCGGCCCUGGUGUGCCGCCGCUGGCGUGCGGUCAGCAGCAUGCCAGAACUGGUGCAAUGCCCGAACUACACCCUGGGCAGCUGGGCGGCGGCAGUGCACUGCCUGGAAGAUCUCAAGCUCUCAAGCUUCGUCACCUUCACGGCUUGGAUCUCCCUUGAAGGCCUGACCUCCCUGCAGCGCCUGCAUCUGGAAGCACAGCAGUGGCAGCUGGGCGCCGCCGUGGCCUCCCUCACCAACCUGCGCAGCCUUACGCUGGAUUUUGUUCAGUACAGCGCAGCCAGCAUGGCCAGCCUGACACGGUUCACCUCACUGCGCCGUGCAACUUUUGAACUGUGUGCGCUGCCCGGCAGCCUGUCAGAGCUGACGGGGCUGCAGGUGCUGGACAUCAACUGCCCAAAGGAGGCUGCCGUUGCCAGCCUGGCCGCAGCCCUGCCCCGGCUCACCCAGCUGACGGGGCUGCGGCUGGAGGGGCUGCCAGCAGCGGCCACGGCCUCGGCAUCCAUUGCCGCCCUGACCCGCCUGCACUGGAUCUAUUUGUGGCCCAUGACCGCCUUACGACGCGAAGCGGCUGUAGCAGAGGAUGCACUGCCGCUGGGGCCCUGGCAGCGCAGCCUGCGGCACCUGAUGACAACAUUUCUGCUGGCGCAGCGCAACCUGCGCUUCCUGAGCGGCGCAGAGCAGCUGCAGCGCCUCAGCUUCCUGCAGCCGCCAGCCCCCCCGGCUGGUGCCGAGGCACAGUGGCACGCCUUCUGGCGCUGGGCGGAGAAGCAUCCGCCCCUGCAGUCUAUUGGCUUUGAGGCAGAGGAAGCGGUUGAUACGCCCCUGGUGGAGGCAAUGCUGCAGCUGCAGGCCCGGCGCCCAGCGCUGCUCAUUGACACCCGGCUCGAGGUGCACUCCCUUUGCAGGGAGCACUAUUCCGAUGUGUCUUCAGAUUGA